Hemicordylus capensis (graceful crag lizard) is the source of this 7121-nucleotide messenger RNA. RefSeq names its product chromobox 2 (gene CBX2). Gene Ontology annotation, biological process: negative regulation of transcription by RNA polymerase II. Gene Ontology annotation, cellular component: heterochromatin; PRC1 complex. The coding region runs from base 177 to 1796 and encodes 539 amino acids. The record is from RefSeq and is a predicted model, not a curated record. Lineage: Eukaryota; Metazoa; Chordata; Lepidosauria; Squamata; Cordylidae. The transcript is spliced from 5 exons.
UGCACCAGAAGCAAAGCAAGGGUAGCGGGGAGCAGGCGGGCGCGCGCGCUUGUGCCUGGCGAAGGGAGGACGGCAGUGGGCGAGGAGAGCGCGCGGGGCCUCUUGCCUUGUGCAGGCACAACGCUGGCUCCGCCACCAGCAAGUCAGAGCAGGAGGGAGCUGAACCAGGCAGCGCCAUGGAGGAGCUGAGCAGCGUGGGAGAGCAGGUCUUCGCCGCCGAGUGCAUCCUCAGCAAGCGGCUCCGCAAGGGCAAGCUGGAGUAUCUGGUGAAGUGGCGAGGCUGGUCUUCCAAGCACAACAGCUGGGAACCUGAGGAGAACAUUCUUGAUCCCCGGCUUCUCUUGGCCUUUCAGAAGAAGGAACACGAAAAAGAGGUGCAGAAUAGGAAAAGGGGCAAAAGACCCAGAGGCAGACCCAGGAAAAAUAUUGAACCUGAGGUGCCUCCAAAGAGCAAAUCCAGCAGCUCCUCCUCCUCAACUACCUCCACAUCAUCUUCUUCUGAUGAAGAGGAUGAAAGUGACCUUGAGACAAAGAGAGCUCAGCGGAGCAGAGAGAGUCACCCAGUGCCUCAAAAGAAAGCUCAGAUUCUGGUUGCCAAACCUGAGAAUAAAGACCCUGUUAGGAAGAAGCGUGGGCGGAAGCCACUGCCUCCAGAGCAGAAGGCAGCAAAGAGGACUGUCAACCUAACGAAGGUGCUGAAAGCCGGUCGGAAGGAGCUAGGAGGGGGAGGAGGAGGAGGAACCAAAUUAAUGGGCAAGAUGCAGCCUCAACACAAUGCUCAGAGUUCGGGCAUUGCUAUGCUUAAAUCUCACAUGAAGGAAGCCCAAGGCACAUUUGGUGGGUUUUGUUCUGGUGCCUCGUCCACGGACAACCUCUCCAGUGUUGUGAAAGGUACCUCGCCUGGAAGCCCAAACUGUGGCAUCAGUUGGCAGAGCUCCAUUGUGCAUUACAUGAGCAGGAUGUCACAGAACCAGAGCUCAGCAGAGGCCUCUGCUGUGGGGAGACUGACUCUCAAAUCAGCCAUGUCCUGCAAGAGUAGCCUAGGGCUGGAUUUAAAACUGAAAAACCAGAAAAGUGCUGGGGAUCUGGAGUUAAGCGUGCAAGGCUCCAAAGUGGCCAAGAGACCUGGUGGCAGUGCACUGGGGGAACAGAAAACGGGCUUUGGUGCUGGUGCUCAGAACUUGCACAACGGUAGCAAGGUUCCUGCCGGCUCUCCCGGCAGCCAGCCAGCUUCCAACCAGGAGCUCAGUCUUCAAGCUUUAAAUCUGCAGAGUGUGAAUAAUGGGCCAAAUUCCACAGGCAGUAGUAACCUUCCUCGUCACAGUUGUGGGACUGUGGCCAAAAGUGCUGGCAGCAAUCUAGCUAUGAACACUGGUAUGGCCAAGGGCAGUGGGCCAAAUUCUGUGAGUGCAGGGACACCGUUAGCAGACGCAGAUUCUCGUAAAAGUGAGAAGCCAGCACAAAGAACUACCACUGGUGAGAGAGAUUUGGCAGCAAAAAGCAGCACCGCGUGUGCACAGGAAGGAUGUCCCACAGCAGAGAAUCACAAGACCUCAGCCCUAUCAGAAAUGAGCACCGGGGAAGAGGAGACAAGCUCUGAUUCUGACAGAGAUUCUGCUUCUUUCCCUGGAGCAGGCCAGAACAUGUCUGUCUCCAUCCAGACUAGCCAGGACUGGAAGCCCACUCGCAGCCUCAUUGAACACGUCUUUGUCACAGAUGUGACAGCAAACCUGAUCACAGUGACUGUCAAGGAAUCGCCAACCAGUGUUGGGUUUUUUAAUCUUAGACAUUAUUAAUCUUUGAGGCAUGCAGGGGAAUGUAAUUAUAUGUACACACACACACACCACCCAUCUCAUUGACUCUACCUGCUUGUUGUCUUGGAUGCCAGAAGGGGAGAGAGAACCCAGCUGCUACUGCCCUUUAUAAGCUAUAUAUUACUAAGCAGUGAUCCUGCACUGAGAGGUUCUGUUGCUCUCUGUGGAAGCUCCCUGAAGCCUGUCAAGAGCUUUUCUGGGAGCAAAGUUCUGAUGCAGCUGCCCAAAAUGUGUUUGGACAGGGUUGCAGACUCUGUUUUUUCCUGACAAGGAUUGGCUUUAGUUGUUCAAAUCAGCCAAUAUAAAGAAGGUUAGGUGAAGGCUACUCGCCCAGGUUUUUCUGUGCUUGGACCUGUUAGCUUUCUGGUUUGAAAUAGAAGAGAAUUGGGUGUCCAGUUUCCUGUUAAGUUGUAGAGAAACGUAUAGUACAAUAACAGUGUGUUUCCCCAAGGAAGAUGAUUCCUUAUUCCUCCACCAAACAAAGAAGACUGGACUUGUGUGAGCUUCUGAGACAGUAAAACCCCAAUCUAAACUUGAAGAGGGGAGGGUAACACCUUUGCAUUUAGUAGGCUGCAAAAGAGGGAUUUGAAAUGAGAAUAUUGUUUACAUUUCCUUAAGUCUGCCUUGCUUUGGAAGAUGAAGGGGAAGGUACAGAAUAUGGCAUUGCCCUAAGAGCUUUGGGAUUGGGCGCUAUUGGUUGUAAUGUCAAGCAGGUUGUGUGCUAUUUCAGGUUGAGCAUGGGCCCCUAGAAGCACUAGCUCUAUAUUAACCCUUAUCCAAAACUCUGCAAGAAAGCAUCUGCAAAAACAGUCUUGGAGUGCUCCAGAAGAGUCUGUCCGUAAUGCAGUACCAUUUUUUAAUCUGCUGGGCACCAGUAUGCACUCAGUUUGACAUCCAGCCUCCCUUUCCUUAUUAGUGCGCACAUGUGUGCCUGUGUGUGUUCACACAUAUAUGUUACAAGGGAUUCUUCACACAUUAGAAAUUGCCUACACAGAAGUUACUUCUGUGGAAGAAAUACGAUGCAACCUGCACGUAAAUCUUUUCGCCCCUUUCUGAGUUCAGUUGUGGCUUCCCAGGAUAUGUGUAUGGAAUCACCAUUGCACAUGUGCAGCUUUAAUUUGAGAUAAAUAUUCAGAUUGUACAGUAUUUCUUACACAGAAAUAUUUUCCAUAUAGGAAUUUUGUAGUGCAGCCCUGAGGUUUUAAUGAGGUGAAGGGUGAUUCCUGCAUGCACAGACUCCAAAUAUUGUGGAGCUGCCUAGUCCCUUUGUUCAUACUUUGUGCACACCAUCAAAACAGAACAUUUCCAAGAGAUGGUGAAUUGAUCUUGGGAGCAGAGAUGGACCUAAAUGAGUCCCCAGUUUGUAGAGUGAUUGGAACAGAAUGCUGCUGACCUGUGCUGGCCAAACUGAGUUGAGGACCUUUAGUAUUUAGGGGACAGAUCCUCAGGACCUCUUAUCAGACAGAUCCUAAGUGACAUACCCUUACUUUUACAACUUAGCCACAAACACUGUGUGUAAGUAACAUUCUAAUGGGCAGAUCCAUUUCAUUUUCUCCUUCCGUGUUUGGGACUACACCUUGGUGUUUCAUCUCAAGGCCACAUAAUACCAGCCUUCAUAUGCAAUGGGGAUUAAACGUUCUGGUCUGCAUGGUUUGUAGCUGCAGUAGACAUUUGGUACCAGUGUGUGAAACCAGAGAGAGAACAAGCUGGAGAGCAGCUUGAUACCAAAAUUUGUGUUGGGCUUGGACUUAACUGAAAUCAGACUGAUUCAAUAUGAUGAUGCCACAAUAAAUGUCUCCUGUGGGCCAAAACUUAUGCUCAAAGGUUUAGGCUAGCACUAAGUAGCAAAUUUAGCUCUUUCCAGAUUUGAUUCUGUUCCUGCUGACUUACCAGGACUUCAGUGUACUCCUAGGAUGAGUCCCCAAGUCCAUAACAUGCUUGCAGAGGGAUACUUUGCUGCCACAUGAGCACCUAGAAAUGGCCAUUGGACUCUGAAAGAAACUUGUUUGUCACACACCAAGGCCACCUUCUAAAAGAGGGCAUAGGAGGAAGGGAUCAACUAGGAAUGGAAGUUAUGCAGGUAAUAGUAGCUUUUGGGUCAUAAAUUCUGCAAAAAAAUGCUGUUGAAUAUAUUGCUGUAUUUGAUCAUGCCCUCUUGGCAGUGGCUUAUUUGUUUGCCUUGGUAUGUUGCACUGUCAUGGGAAUGGCAGCCUUGGUUGGGACAGAGAGUGGAUUAUUCAUUCCUAAACCCUGAAUAUUCUAGAGAUGGAAGGGCAAGUUUCUGUGUAGCCUUCACAAUUACAGGGUGCAUCUGUUUGUAGGAGAUGCUCCAUGACAAUUAGUGUCAGGCCUGUUUGUCCUGAAUGUAGAACAGGUUGGUAGUAUGCAUGUCUUAGUAUGACCCUAAGACUAGCUUGCAAGCUUUUGAACUGUUCUGAUGGGAACCCUGUCCCACUUUUCUUUUUAAAUAGUGGCUUUGCCUGCCGGUUUCAUGUUCUCUGUUAUAUUACACUCUAGGAGUUCAUAUGGUGAUAGGAUAAACAAGGAUGAGAAAAGAGAGAAGCUGUAAACUCAAAUGGCUAAGAUGUUGCUCUCAUUUAUGCAAACAGGAGCAACUCUAAUGGAUGUAGAAGUGCAUCUGUCCACCUAAAGUGGUGAUCCUAAGCUUGCUUGCUUUAGAAGUGAAUUCCAUUGAAAUGGGAUUUUCUUCCAAAUAGCUGUAUUAACAGCUGGGGUGCAAGUUUCCAAUGAUGCACUAAGUGGCAUGUUUGAGAGCAGCUUUGAUUUAUUUAUUUUUUAAGUACUGCUUCUCAUGCUGUUCUCCUGCAUGUUUGUUGAGCAAGGUGAUGGAAGUUGAUUUAGGCUUUUCCACAGGGUUUUCCAGCUUGUGGUUCUCAGGAUGUUGCUAACUCCAACUCCCAUCACCCCCAGCUAUAAUUUCCUGUGGCUGGAGUUGAUGGGAGUUGUAGUUCAGCAACAGCUGGAAUACCACAGGUUAGGAACCCCUAAGCUCACAUGGCAGCUACUGCUGUUUUUACCCUGAGUCCUCUGGAGCCACAUGAGGGUUAACAAGCAUGGUCUUGUUUUUUCUUUUGAACAAAGCACCCAUCUUUCCCUUUCAAAGUGCCAAAAUAAUGUGUUUGCUUCUGUCUUUAUCUGGUUUAAGAUUGAUUAAUGAAGUUUCUGUUUAGAAGACUGAAAGACAUCCAUGAGCAAAUCAGAACCUUUUGGCACAGCCUAGCUCAGUUCAGGCUUGGUGUUCUAGAUGCUGUUGGAGUGCUUGGUGUUCUUUGUCAUAGAGUUGGCAGGUUCUACAUCUGUAGCAGUGAAAAGUGAUCUAGAAACUUGGACUGCAGUGCCUGCUACCUCACUGCCUUUGUUGUGCAUCAAACGUUCACAUAUUUGGCCUUUCUGAAUCUAAAUUCCCUUUAACUUCUAGAGUAUGCCCUUUGGAGCAGUGUGUUUGCUGGCAUGUGUCUGAUGUUUUGCCAGGAUCAGGUAGCUAUUGAAGUCCUAAUGGAGCGCCAAGGUCCUGGAGCAUUGUACUAUGUUAACGUUUAUGCUAAAUAGACCUGUUCUGCUAAUGGAGGUGACAGCUGUCUGCUAGAGACACAUGCCACCCUCUCGCUUUGCUUAGGCCAUCUUUUCACAAGUAAAGGAGGUCUUGUGCUGGGAUGGUUUCCAAUGAGUUUGAUAUGAUCUGAAGCUCAUUAGAGGUAAGGGGUCCAUUAGUACCGCUGAGAUUUCAUGAACAGGAACUAGCUUUGCUUCUACCCAGAAAGCCCACUGUUACAUAUUAUUCUCCUAGAUACCCUAACUAUUUUGUGUGUAUAUACCCAUUACAUUAAGCUUGCAGCAUUGUGGCUUACAUCAGUAUAUAUUCAGUUUUGCCCUACUGCUUCCAGUCUUGUAUUGUUCUCACUUCUGCCAGGUGCCUAACCUGUAUGUCUAUUCCUUUUCUAGGUAAGCUGCUUUUCUGUCUGUAAUUUUAAUGUAUAGCAGCUUCUCCUCACCAAGGGGUACUUCUGCCCUUCAAACCUCUGUACAAUUUCCUUGGGAUUCUUGACUUUGCUCUUCAGUCAGUGCCAUUGGAUAUAGGCUUCUUUAUACUCCACAACUUGCUUGGAAAACUGAAGGUUGCUUUCCCUUUCUUUCUCUUCAAAGCUCUAAUGCUGUGCCUUUCUGUUAACCAGCUAUUUCAAUUCCAAAGUCUAUAAUCUUAAAAACACCUCAACUAACUAAUAAGGUGAUCCACUCUUCUGAUUAAUGCUUGAUGUGCAAGUGAGUGAAAGAUUUAAAAAAAGAAAAAUUAGCAUCUCAUUGACAAACUGCAUUCGAAUUCACAGUUUAAGCUUAAUCUGUCAUGGACAAAUGGUUCAAAUUGGUGCUAUCCAUGUUUAUUAGUUGAUAAAACUAGCAUUCAAAGCAUACAUUUCAUAUAUUUUUCUUAAGUUUGCUGCUGUAUGUCAGAGUGUCUUUUAGUUGUAUGACAAACUGCUGUUUCAAGUUUUGUCACUUGAGAAACACCUUUAAAAUUAAUAGUGCUGCAGUAUUUGUAUAUCAAAUGGAUUUUUUUUAUUUUGGUCCUGAGACAAUUAAGUUGCUCUCUUAAAUUUAUUGGAAUGCUCAGUUUAGACCAUUUGCUUAGAAGUAAAUAUGUACAGUGCCAAAAAAAACCCCAACAGAUAUACUUCAGAUUGUGUUUUUGUUCUGAUACUCCAAUACUACUACAAAUACUGUUCAGUGUACUCAAUUUUGAGUUCAAGAGAAUUGGCUUUCACAAGAAGGAAACUUGUGAGAAUUGGUUCAGUGCUUCUUGUAAUGUGUGUCAAUCACUGUGUGCUUAAUUUUUUAAAAACCAAAUAGUUCCGUAUGACAUUUUCUAAUUGCUUUAACUAGAGCUGUUUCUUUGCUUUUAUGCUAAGAGAACAAAAGUUGGAGAUGUUAUUACCCUGGGAAAGCUUUAGGUUCUUUGUUAGAGUGGGACAGCCUUUCCAGCCAGAAUAUUAAAUAAGGCUGAAAGCAAUGUCUGCCCAUUGAUCUUGCUGUGGGUUCACUGCUGCGUUUGUGGUUUGUUUGCUUGACCCUGGCUGGCUGGCUGGCUUGCUUCUCUUGUGUGAUGUCUAUCUUCCACUAUUCCUUGGCCAUUAACACUAGUUUAGACUUGAGAUUGCUAGACUGUCUUUUUUUAAAAUUAUUUUGCAGGUUAAAAAAAAAAAACUUCUAGAAGAUGAUAUGCUGGACAAUUUUUGUAUAACUGUUUCAAUUCAUGGUUUUAGUAUCAAUAAAUAUUUUUUUAACUUUCCA